Messenger RNA from Cololabis saira (Pacific saury), 2494 nucleotides. RefSeq names its product phosphoribosyl pyrophosphate amidotransferase (gene ppat). The record is from RefSeq and is a predicted model, not a curated record. The transcript has 11 exons. NCBI's taxonomy places the organism in Eukaryota, Metazoa, Chordata, Actinopteri, Beloniformes, Belonidae. Gene Ontology annotation, molecular function: amidophosphoribosyltransferase activity. Gene Ontology annotation, biological process: purine nucleotide biosynthetic process; purine nucleobase biosynthetic process. Bases 453 to 1973 code for a protein of 506 amino acids.
AAGUUCCACCAUCUUCAUGUUGAUGAGAAAGUCAAUGCACUUAAAAACUCAAUCACGAUCAAAAAUAAGAUUUAAAGAUCGAUGUGAUUUAACUCAAUCGAUUGAUUUGACAACAGUUAACCGCAAAAAACCUCUCCUCUAGUCCAUCUAGUGCAACACGUGACCACAUCAGUUUUGAUUCAUCAGUGAGUUUUGUCUUCUUUUGCAGUCGAAUCGACUUUUUUUUCCUGCACUUGUGACAAACGGGUCUUUUUCCGGACUCGUGAUGGACAUCUGAGGCGAUUUGAGCUGAUUGUGUUUGGUCGCCACGUUGUUGCCUUUACAAGCACGUGUUCAUCAAUAACGCCGCUGCGCGUGCGUGCACGGGUCUCUCCCAGGCACGAGAUCGGAGGAGACCCGCACAGACCCGCAGAGUCCCGCAGAGUCCCGCACAGGAGACCCGCACAGCAGACAUGGAGUUCGAGGAGUCCGGCAUCGGGGAGGAGUGCGGUGUGUUCGGGUGCGUCGCGGCCGGAGACUGGCCCACCCAGCUGGAGGUGGCCCAGGUGCUCACCCUGGGUCUGGUGGCGCUACAGCACAGGGGACAGGAAAGUGCCGGGGUUGUCACAAGCAAUGGAGCAGACCCACCUACAUACUUAAGCCACAAGGGCAUGGGAUUAGUGAACACUGCCUUCCCAGCCGAGGCGCUCCUGAAACUGCGCAACGGUAACCUGGGCAUUUGCCACACGCGCUACUCCACCACGGGCAUCUCCGAGCUGCAGAACUGCCAGCCCUUCGUGGUGGACACGCUGCACGGCCAGAUCGCCGUGGCGCACAACGGAGAGCUGGUUAACGCCCGCGCCUUGCGGAAAAAGGUCAUGCGGCACGGCGUUGGCCUCUCUACAGGCUCAGACAGCGAGCUCAUUACCCAACUCCUGGCUUUUACUCCACCCAUGGAGGAGCUUGACACGCCCGACUGGGUUGCCAGAAUUAAAAACCUCAUGACGGAAACGCCUACAUCAUACUCACUCCUGGUCAUGUUCAAAGACGUCAUCUACGCGAUGCGUGACCCCUACGGGAAUCGGCCCCUCUGCAUUGGGCGGGUGGUUCCCAUCUCCAAGCUUCACAGCGCAGGUGCGGGAGAGGAAGACACCGAGGGGUGGGUGGUGUCGUCAGAGUCCUGCAGCUUCCAGUCCAUCGGCGCCAAGUAUUACAGAGAAGUGUUACCGGGAGAGAUCGUCCAGCUAUCCAGACACGGAGUCCGGUCUCUGAGCGUUUUCCCUCGCCCCGAAGGAGACCUCCCUGCUUUCUGCAUUUUUGAAUACGUUUACUUUGCCAGACCAGACUCUGUUUUUGAGGGACAGAUGGUGUAUACGGUGAGGCAGCGCUGUGGGCGGCAGCUGGCCAUCGAGGCCCCGACCGAUGCAGAUGUGGUCAGCACCGUGCCGGAGUCCGCCACCCCCGCCGCUCUGGGAUACGCCCAGCAGUCGGGUCUUCCAUACAUGGAGGUUCUGUGCAAGAACCGCUAUGUCGGGAGAACCUUUAUUCAGCCAAACACCCGCUUGAGGCAGCUGGGAGUGGCCAAGAAGUUUGGGGUGUUGUCCGACAACUUCGCCGGGAAAAGGGUGGUGAUAAUCGAUGACUCCAUCGUCAGAGGGAACACCAUCUCCCCCAUCAUCAAACUGCUCCGGGAAGCUGGCGCAAAAGAGGUCCACAUCAGGGUGGCGUCUCCACCCAUCAAGUUUCCUUGCUACAUGGGCAUCAAUAUUCCUACAAAGGAGGAGCUCAUCGCCAACAAGCCCGAGUUUAAGGACAUUGCUGGUUACAUCGGUGCCGACAGCGUGGAGUACCUAAGCGUGGAGGGCCUGGUAUCGGCCGUCCAGGAGGGGAUCGCCUCUCUCAAAAAGAUCAGCUCCAGCAACAACCCCAGCGAGGGAGUGGGCCACUGCACCGCCUGCCUGACCGGGAAGUACCCGGUGGAGCUGGAGUGGUAGCGGCUCGGCCAGCAUCACGGCACAAAACAGCUUCGUGGAAGAAGUCCAACUUUUCCCAGGGAAGGGGAAGACGUAUUAAUGUCUUAGCACCAUUUUCCGGGACACUCGAGUCAUUGCUCUGCUCAGAACCAGUGGUUGAAGGAUGCAGCUUCUCAACUCUCGUAGCUGAGCCGUAUAGCACUGUACGGUGGGAGGUUUUUGUUUUCAAACAUGCUGUCAUAAGUGGAUGGUGUGAUUUGCGGGGGCACUUUUCUCAGCACACCUAUUUUGUUAUGUCUUCAUAGGGUUGCAAUCUAUGAAUUUUCAGGAAAAAAAAAGUCUUCACCUUGUCCAAGUCUUUACAAACAGGAGUAUUAAGUACAAUGUGUAAUGUCUAAAAUGCCUCCUGCAAGUGACCAAAACGUGAAACUACAUUUAUUUUCCUUAUGUACUUAAAAAUAACCACUCUUGUAUUGAGUCUGUUCAUCUUUUUAUUUUCUAACCUUUUUAAAACACUGAAUAAACAAAUGUAUUGCAAUUGA